UUAGCCACCGUAGGCUUCGUCAGAAGUAAAUACUGCCUGCUAGCUUCCAGCUAGCUAGCUACCUAUAAAGAAACAUGGCUUUUACUUUGUAUUCACUCAUUCAAGCAGCAAUUCUGUGCGUCAAUGCUGUCGCUGUAUUGCACGAAGAAAGAUUUCUGAGUAAAAUCGGCUGGGGAGUCGACCAAAGCGUCGGAGGUUUUGGUGACGAACCAGGCGUCAAAGUGCAGAUGAUGAACCUUGUGCGCUCUGUGAGGACAGUGAUGAGAGUGCCGUUGAUUGCAGUGAAUGCAGUCUGCAUAGUGCUGCUGCUUCUGUUUGGAUGAGAAGUGAGUGAAGAUGGGACAGACCAGGAGAAAAACCUCCACCACCUCAGGAACCCUUCUGCAGAAACAUUUCAUCCCUUUGUCUCAAAAAUGUCUCCUCAAUAUGAAUGUUAUCAUUUAAUAUCAAUGCAUGAGAUACUAUAAGGCCUGUUUUUUUACAGCACAGUAAUUCAAAAUCAGUAUCUGGUUUAUUGCCAAGUUUUCGCAUACAAGGAUUUUGCUGUGGUGUAUUGGUGCAUAGACAAGAAACUUUAUCAUAUAGAAUAGAAGAAUAUUACAAUAAAGAUAUCUUAAAAAAAUAAAGGAAAAGAUGAAGGAAUGUGCAAGAAUAAAGUACAUGCAUCUAUUUAUAAUAGUUAACUUCCUUCUUCUUUUGAAUAGUACAUUAAAAUGCUGAGUCGUUACCUAUGAUUAAAAUAUUAAUAUGAAAAAACAAAUGUUUUUAAAUUUUUCUGAGAAAAAUAUAUCUGUCACCUGGAAGCCAACUGUAAAAUAUUUAUGAUUUCUACACUGAACACAUGUAAAUGAACUCUUGUAUAUGUGCUGUGGCUGUUGAAAACAAAGAGUUUUUUAAAACUUUCA
Molecule: messenger RNA, 905 nt
Organism: Cottoperca gobio
Lineage: Eukaryota; Metazoa; Chordata; Actinopteri; Perciformes; Bovichtidae
Product: immediate early response 3-interacting protein 1
Exons: 3
Coding region: 75-323 (82 amino acids)
Biological process (GO): endoplasmic reticulum to Golgi vesicle-mediated transport
Cellular component (GO): COPII-coated ER to Golgi transport vesicle; endoplasmic reticulum membrane; Golgi membrane
Source: RefSeq, a predicted model, not a curated record